UGGCUCUGAGCAGAUGGAAAUCACUGCAUGCGACCAAUUGGCGUGUGGGGGAGGCUGAGGGUAAAAAGCUGUGGGGGGAUCGAGAGCAGCCAGAGACACUUGGCUUGGAGUCAGGCAGUCAGUCAGUGAGUCAGUGUCUGGGGGUCACAGUCUCCCUCCCAUGUGCUGAACGCAUCACCAUCACCAUCAGCAUCACACCAACCGCAAUGAGGGCUCAGGGCUCAGGACUCGGACUCGGCUCUCUCCUGUGGGCUGUGCAGGGUGUGCUGUUCCUGGCCACCCUGUGCCAAGCCCGGUCCAAGGCAACGCGUGGAGUGGUCGUUCCUUUCGUGUUUGAUCCCGAGGCGAAGUGCGACCCUCCCUGUCAGCACGGGGGCUUGUGCAUCAGGAACAACAGCUGCUUCUGCUCCAAGGGAUACGAGGGAGAGCUUUGCCAGUAUGUGACUUGUUACCCGAAGUGUAAAAACGGUGGAGAGUGUCUCCGUCCCGGAAAAUGCCGCUGUCCUCCUGGAGUUGGAGGAAGAUACUGUCACAAAGCUACUUGUGAGGGUGGUUGUUUAAAUGGUGGGGAAUGCAUUUCUAUCAACAGUGUUGUGAAGUGCCUGUGCUCCUCUGGCUGGACAGGGCCAAGAUGUCAAGAAGCAAUUUGUCCUCAAGGGUGUCGUAAUGGUGGGAAUUGUGUGGCACCAGGUAUUUGCAGUUGUCCAGAUGGAUGGAUUGGUGGAGCCUGCCACUUAGCGGUCUGUAAACUCCCUUGCCUGCACGGAGGAAAGUGCAUAGCUCCAAAUGUGUGUCGAUGUCGUGGAUUCUACACCGGUGCACAGUGCAAGCGAAAGCAAAGUGAAUAAGGAGACAUUUCCUAGAGAGAAGACCAUAUGCUUGUCUUCAUUUUCACAUGAGAUUGGUAAAAUCUUACUGGUUUGAUCUCUGCAAUGACGAUGGAGUUACAGUGCCCAAAACUGGGAAAUGAAUGGAAUUUAAAAUAAAGUAGGUAUUUACCUUCUUAUAGCAACUAAAAGCAAUCAGUGUGUGUUUUGUAUAUUGGGGUGGGGUAGGGGGAAAAGAGUUAGGGGAGUAGCCUCUAUACGCUUUCUUCUAAUGUACUGUUCACUUUCUGUGUAUACACAUUCCUAUUAAAUGUAAUGAAAGGUUGGUGCUGGUAUAUUACUUUUAAGAUUUUAAAUUCUUGUGUACAAUCCUUUUUUUAAUCAAACACAGCAGUUUUCAAAACUUAAGUUUUUAACGCCUUAAGUUUUAACAAACCUUAAUAUUACAGUAAAAUUUUACAAUGGUAAUGUCAGUGUACUAUUUGUAAACCCAUGUACGUGUUUUCUUAUAAAUAAAUGAUGAUCUUUACGUUUGA
This is a messenger RNA of Callorhinchus milii (elephant shark), 1363 nucleotides long. RefSeq names its product von Willebrand factor D and EGF domains (gene seraf). Gene Ontology annotation, biological process: anatomical structure development. Gene Ontology annotation, molecular function: signaling receptor binding. Gene Ontology annotation, cellular component: cell surface; extracellular region. NCBI's taxonomy places the organism in Eukaryota, Metazoa, Chordata, Chondrichthyes, Chimaeriformes, Callorhinchidae. The record is from RefSeq and is a predicted model, not a curated record. The transcript is spliced from 5 exons. Bases 207 to 848 code for a protein of 213 amino acids.